This is a messenger RNA of Saprolegnia parasitica CBS 223.65, 991 nucleotides long. RefSeq lists its product as hypothetical. Gene Ontology annotation, molecular function: enoyl-CoA hydratase activity. Lineage: Eukaryota; Oomycota; Saprolegniomycetes; Saprolegniales; Saprolegniaceae. The transcript has 4 exons. The record is from RefSeq and is a predicted model, not a curated record. The coding region runs from base 1 to 888 and encodes 295 amino acids. Gene Ontology annotation, cellular component: cytosol. Gene Ontology annotation, biological process: fatty acid beta-oxidation.
AUGCUACAAGGCCGUCGACGCUUCCUGAGCAAGCUCGCGCAGCCGCAGGACAUUGAGCGCCUCCGCCCGUUCGGGCGCGGCGACGACUGCGUGCGCCUGCAUCUUCCAGGCGCGCUUCCGGCAUGGGCAGCGUCGUUGCCUCACACGGCUGUGCUUGAGAUCUCGAAUGCGACGGCGCGCAACGCCUUUAGCGGCAAGAUGAUGGCCGAGUUCGCCGACGCCAUCUCCGAGCUUGAGGCGCAGUCGCCUUCGCUCUCGUCGGUCGUGCUGCGCGGUGCGGAUGGCCACUUUUGCUCCGGCGCCGACAUUCGCGUCGCGAAAGCGCAUUUGAGCUCACUCGACGGCGGCUCGCUGAUGAGUCGCGUGAUGACGUCGAGCUUGACGCGGCUGCGCAACUUGCCGCUGAUCAGCGUCGCACUCAUUGAAGGCGCGGCCAUUGGCGGUGGCGCAGAGCUCUCGACGGCCUGCGACUUUCGCCUCUUUGGCCUCGACGCCAAGGUGCAAUUCGUGCACGCCAACAUGGGGAUCUGUCCUGCGUGGGGUGGCGCCGCGCGUCUCGUCAAGCUCGUGGGUCGACAGCAAGCGCUGCGACUCCUCGCGCGCACCGAAGCCAUUUCUGCAGACCGUGCGCUCGCGAUGGGGUUUGCCGACGACGUCGCGACCGACGAGAUGGACAUGGACGCGACCGCACGCGCUUUUCUCGCACCCAUGGCCGCGAAGCACCCGCAUGUCGUCCGCAGUCUCAAGCGCGUUGUCAGCAAUGCGGAUGACAUUGCGCUCUCCAAGAUGCUGGACGCGGAGCACGCCGUGUUCCAGGAGCUUUGGGGCGGCCCCGCGAAUCUCGAGGCGCUUAGCCGCAGCAAUAUCAAGGCGCCAAAGAAAGAGUAGACGGCACCUAGCAACAGUACCCCUCUCAACGACGAUACCAUUAGACGCUUCGUCUUGAGUAGUUUUGCUUUUGGCGGACUGUGGCAUCCGCUUAAAUAUGGGU